GGGGUUUGGCCAUUCGGCUUCCUCAAGCUAUCAUUCAACUGCAACAAAGAAACAGCAGCCAGUCGCUUGUUGUUAACACCGCUGGAAUAACAUCGUGCCCAUUAACGGCGAAGAGGAGAAGACCCAGAAACGUGACGUUUUGAGACGAGUUGAGGUUCUUCGUGCGGGUUGGCAGCAGCCCUUCUGUUCUCCCAAAGAUAUUUGGGGAAUGAACGCAGAUCACAUUCAUCUUUCAUUUGUAACGUCCUCCUCCAUCUCCCUCUACCACACCUCAGUAGGGACAGCACACUUCAGUUGCACCGCAUUGAUGAGGUAACGUCACGCUGUGCUCAGGGCAGCACCCACCUGCACAAACGCCACCCUCCCUCCCCAUCACCCCGACCCCAGCCUCCCUUCUCCUGCCUGCUCCACUGCAGCCAUGGGCCAGAAGAUAUCCGGUGGUAUCAAAUCUGUGGACGGCCGCGGGGAAAGCGGCGGUUCCCCAUCCUACCGACCCUCGGCUCACAGUAGGCAGCACCCAGAGUUGAGGGGCCCGGAUUUCUCCAAACCUCCCAGGCUGGAUCUCCUUCUGGACAUGCCUUGCGCCAGCCUGGAGACCCAACUUCGUCACGCGUGGAACGCCGAUGACCGUUCGCUGAACAUUUUCAUCAAAGAGGAGGAUAAGUUGACAUUUCACCGCCACCCCGUCGCUCAGAGCACGGACUGCAUCCGGGGACGGGUGGGAUACACUAGGGGACUCCACGUCUGGAGGAUUCACUGGCCGUCCCGACAGCGCGGCACCCAUGCAGUUGUCGGGGUAGCCACCUCCGAAGCUUCUUUACAUUCUGUCGGGUACACUGCCUUGGUGGGGUCAGACUCUGAGUCCUGGGGCUGGGAUCUGGGACGUAACCGCCUCUACCACGACAGCAAGAACCGUGCCCACAGCUCACUGCCGACUUACCCUUCCUUCCUGGAACCCGAGGAGGCGUUCACACUACCAGACUCUCUGUUGGUCAUUCUGGACAUGGACGAGGGCACGCUGAGCUUCAUGGUGGAGGGACAGUAUUUAGGAGUGGCGUUCCGAGGGUUGAAGGGCAAGAAGCUACAUCCCAUCGUCAGCGCUGUGUGGGGCCAUUGUGAGAUAUCCAUGAAGUACAUCAACGGACUUGAUCCGGAGCCACUUCCUUUGACCGACCUGUGUCGCCGUGCGGCCCGCCUGGCGUUGGGCCGGGAACGCCUUCAGGAGAUCGAGAGACUACCCCUGCCUGAUUCCCUCAAGAAUUACCUCCAGUACCAGUGACUGACACCAGCGGAACCCACUGGCACCACAAGUACUCACAAGGCCGAGCAGCAGGUGGGCAAACAGCGGGAAGGGAAGAAGGAAGCGCUUGAAGGAAACAAACUAGGAGGAGGGAGGAGCACGGAGGUCCCGAGCUUCAGGUGGAUUCACUGACACAUGAAGAGAGCAGUAUUUGUUCGUUGUUUGGACUUCAAGCAAAUUAUUGACAUGGCUGGCGAAGGGAAUGUGGCGAUAUCGCCAUCUAGUGGUGAGAAUAGAAACUGUGCAGAAAAAGCACACUAAUCCUAUCCCGGAGGCCUUCUUGAUGACUCGACGAACGCCGAUGCAGGCAACAAGAGGAUUGGAGCACAAAAGUUUUUAAUCUCAGCGACCAAAAAGCUUUCUUUGGGUUCAAGAUGUCAACAUGUUGCUCGGAUAUGCAUUAAAGCCCUUUGCAGACGACGUGCUACAUAGAUGGUGGGUGUCAUGUAGCUUCCUGAGACAGACUCAUUUAAGCAUAGCAAAGAGAAACCUGGUGGAUUUUUCAAAUUUAUUUUCCCCAUUAAAUCUUAAUUUGUUAAGGGGGUUUUAGUGUUUUAUCGGUUCAUUUAAAUCAACACAACAACAACAUGGAACUUAAGUAGAGUUUUUCGUGCAUUAUCAGUGAAAGUAUUAAAUGGAUUGAAAAAGGCUGCUGGUCUGAUCAUUACUUUGGUUAGAGUCUUUAAAAAAACUGAUUUGAUGUCAUGAAUACAAUUUUGUGUGUGUGUAAGACUACUAUUGAGGAGUAAUAGGGCCACACUGAAAAGAAAAAAAUAGUAAAAUUAUCAGGAUAUAUAUAGUUUCUUGUAGCAUUUACAUCCUGGGUGAGAGGCUGGGCACACCCCGGACGCCGUCCAAUCACAGGGCACACAUAUACUAACCAUAACUAUACUACUACGGAUGAUUUUAUGUCGUGCCUUCACUAAAAAAAACCUAUAGCUUUAUAAUAAAUAAUAAGAGGGUCUUUCCUUACUGCUUUAUUAUUCUAAUUUAAUCUUGCAUAUGUUUUUGUAACAUGUUUUGGGACUUUACUCUUAAUAACCUGAACAUAUUUUUAUUAAAAAAAUAUUUUUCGUAUAAGAUUAGUUUGUUGUAUUAU
This is a messenger RNA of Syngnathus acus (greater pipefish), 2399 nucleotides long. Its product is annotated as SPRY domain-containing SOCS box protein 4-like. Gene Ontology annotation, biological process: proteasome-mediated ubiquitin-dependent protein catabolic process. Gene Ontology annotation, cellular component: SCF ubiquitin ligase complex. The coding region runs from base 419 to 1279 and encodes 286 amino acids. The transcript is spliced from 3 exons. Gene Ontology annotation, molecular function: protein binding. NCBI's taxonomy places the organism in Eukaryota, Metazoa, Chordata, Actinopteri, Syngnathiformes, Syngnathidae. The record is from RefSeq and is a predicted model, not a curated record.